AUGUUUUCUUGUAGUGGUGGGUCUCCUCGACGGCGAAGGAUCCCUUUGUCUCUGGAGAUACUUGAAUCGAAAGGUUCGAUUUGGUCUGGCGGUGGCUCUCGUCAACGGCGAGGGAGGUCUCUGUCGAAGGCACUCCGCGAAUCGCUCAGGGAUCAACUCCCGUUUGAUAUGUUAAGUGUAAAGAGAGCUUGGGAAGGUUCAUCAGUACGGUCAUUGGACAAAGGAAUACGCAGCAUCACGGUCAAGGAAGUGUUUCACUCUCUUCCAGCUGAGCAUAAGGAACGAAGGACGUGGACGGUCACAGAAGAUAUAGUGCUUAUUAGCGCGUGGUUGAACACGAGCAAAGAUCCGGUUGUAGGUAAUGAGCAAAGGGGAGACUCUUUCUGGAUAAGUGUAGCAACAUACUUCUCGGCUAGUCCCAAAGUUGCCGAGAGUGAUAAAAGAGGGCGUACUAAUUGCAAGCAACGUUGGCACAAGCUGAAUGAAGCAGUUUGCAAGUUUUGUGGGGCGUAUGAAGCAGCAACCCGAGAGAAAAGCAAUGAUAUGAAUGAUAAUGAUGUUCUCAAAUUAGCCCACGACAUCUACUUCAACAACCAUAAAAAGAAGUUCACACUUGAACAUGCUUGGAACUCUCUUCGCAAUGACCAGAAGUGGUGUCAACUCUCUACAGAGAAAAAUGAUAGCAGUUCCAAAAGGAGGAAGUUUGUGGAUGGUUCACAUUCUGUAAGCUCUCAGAUGAAUGAAAAUGAUGCUGCUGUAGAUGGUGAUGAAGGUCGUCCCUUGGGUGUUAAGGCGGAAAAAAGGCGUGGGAAGAAGGCGGUCGUUGAGGGGAAGGAGCGGGAAGAUUUUGAUCAUAUGUGGGAACUGAAGAAGGAGGAUUUGAUCCUGAAGCAAUCGCUCUCGAAGAUGAACCUACUUUCCCAACUUGUUGCAAGACAAGGAGACCUAGAUGAUGCAGAAGAAGUUCUGAAGAAGAAGCUCAUAGAAGCGUUGGUGUCUGCAGGGAUCUAA
This is a messenger RNA of Brassica napus (rape), 1011 nucleotides long. Its product is annotated as glutathione S-transferase T3-like. The record is from RefSeq and is a predicted model, not a curated record. The transcript has 4 exons. Lineage: Eukaryota; Viridiplantae; Streptophyta; Magnoliopsida; Brassicales; Brassicaceae. Bases 1 to 1011 code for a protein of 336 amino acids.